Messenger RNA from Nerophis lumbriciformis (worm pipefish), 6554 nucleotides. It is a transcript of the gene sun1b, whose product is annotated as Sad1 and UNC84 domain containing 1b. Gene Ontology annotation, cellular component: nuclear envelope; meiotic nuclear membrane microtubule tethering complex. Gene Ontology annotation, molecular function: protein-membrane adaptor activity. The record is from RefSeq and is a predicted model, not a curated record. Lineage: Eukaryota; Metazoa; Chordata; Actinopteri; Syngnathiformes; Syngnathidae.
UGUUGUGCACCACUAGCGCAUACUAAACACACACACACACACACACUGGAUACUUUGGAACUUUCCCCAUCCCGGAAUAAUAACGUCGAGUUCCCAAACAACACAAGAAACGUGACGUUUUUUUGUUUUUUUAUUGGAAUACCGGAAGAAGUUAGCUCAUUGUCAGCAGUGGAUCCUAUUGGCUGGAGGAUGGUAGCAUGUAUGGAUGCAUAUUCCACGGUCUAAACAACGAAGAAUGACCAUGGAUUUUUCCCAACUGCACACAUACACGCCGCCACAGUGUGCUCCGGAGAACACCGGCUAUACCUACUCCCUCAGCUCCAGCUAUUCAACCGCAGCAUUAGAGUUUGAGAAGGAGCACCAGAUCGCUCCAGUGUACGAGUCCCCCAGGAUGUCCCGGCGGAGCUUGCGUUUGCAAACCAGUGCCAGUCACCAUGGUAACGACAGCCAGGGUGACUUCACGCAGAACCAGAGCAACAGUAGCUACACUACCAAGAGAGAGUCACGGACCCUGCGGAGUAGGAAGCUGCAGGCCAGUUCCAACUCCAUGUCGCUGUCCCUAAGCCAAGCUGCAACUCCGAGGACAACCCUCAGUUUCCUAGCUGUUAGUACCCCCAUUAACAGCAGCAGUAGAAGCAUCGAGGAAAGCAACACUGUGUCUGAUGCCUCAUUGCACACGACUGCGAUGGACCAGAUGCACCUGAGGCAGCGCACCAUUACUAAAACCACUACAACUGUGGACGGCAACUGGGGCAUGACUUCUCACUCUGAGCAGAGCGCGUCAAGCGUCAACGGCGACAUCAGCCCGUCAAACUCUCACACAACGCUCGCCAACGGUUACGUCUGUAAAGACUGCUCCUUUCACUCUCAACAAAUGGAUUCCCACACCACACACUCGUCUUUAUCGACAUCACAUGCUGCAGACGUCUCCACGGCGGAUGCGUUCUCCUACUCGUCGUCAUCACCCUUCACAAAUAUAUACUCCAGGGACAGGAGUCGCAAGAGCAAGACAGGUGUCUUAACGUCCGUGUCCAAUACGUGUGUGCGCUUGAGCAAGAAAGUUCUGGCUCCUUUCGUGUCCUUCUUCACUUUGCUCUACAGCAGUGUGUGCUGGCUGUCUGCGCGGACAAACAUGGCGCGAGAAAGAGGUGUGUUUGCAUCAUGUACAGACUCCAUGAGACGGACAAUGUCCUCCAGUUUGUCUCAAGUUUGGCUUUUAAAGCAAAACACUCUGGGCAGAUUGAUUGGCAACAAGUCAGAAGACUCUCAAGUACAAGCUCACUCAAGUUUCUGCGGGAGCAUGAAUGUAGUAAAUGAUCUGGCAAAUGAAGAUGCAUCACAUCUCAAUCUCAAUGGUUCCCUGUGUGAUGACUGUAAAGGGAAGCAGUUCUCUGAGACACAGACCGUCCUCCUCACACAGUCCUCCAGGUCUCAGCGCUUGGUGGGGGCGCUGUGGAGCCUACUGGCUUACACAGGUCACUACCUCCUCCAGCCGGGUUAUUUUGUGGCGAGAGGUGCUAAAGCUUUGGGUUCAAGUGUUGGGACAAUGACACGGAGGAUCCUCACACUAUUGUGGACGGCUGUAACAGCACCAGUGAAGGCGGGCCGGAGUCUGCUGUGGAUUCUUGCCACUGGCUGGUACCAGCUCGUGUCCCUCAUGUGUAUUCUCAAUGUCUUCUUUCUGACACGAUGCCUUCCCAAGCUCUGGAAGCUUCUCCUGCUUCUUCUGCCCCUUCUGCUCCUCUUAGCUUUGUGGCUAUGGGGUCCGUCCAUCGCUGCCCUCUUAGCCUUCCUCCCAGCCGUAAACAUCACUGAGUGGCGUCCAUCCUCUCCCAUUACUUUCUUGUCCAACUUGGUGCCUGCCGCUGCUCCAAUUCUUUCACCAAGACCAGAGUCACCACUUGCUCAGACACCAGCCACAACGGUUUCUCAGGCACCACCAAUUGUUGUCCCGAGUCUGGACUUGGAACGCCUUGAACGUUUGGAGCGCCAGCUCGCCAUGUUGUGGGAACGAGUCCAACAGAGUGACGAGAAGCAGGAGCAGCAUCACACGGACAUAUUGAGUCUGUACAACAGCCUGAAGGAGAAGCUCCACACCGAGACAGACAGGGAGAGACUGGGCUUGUGGGUGUCAUCCCUGCUCGAGCAGAGGUUGGGCGUGCUGCGAGGAGAUCUCAAGCAGGACAGCAUACUCAGAGUGCAGAGCGAGGAGCAGCUGAAAGUGCUUCAAGAGAGUCAAACAACACGCUUAGCUGAUUUGGAAUUGCUGCUCAGCGCUUUGGCUGCCAAGACUGAGGGGGUGCAGCAGAAACAGCGGCAAUAUGAGCUUGAGAAAGAGGACGUGAAAAAGGAAUUUGUCGUUGCGGUAGAAGACACACCUCCCCUUAGUGUGGGUGUGCAGCAGGAGGACCAUGAUGCUUUGCUGGCAGAGGUACGAAGACUUGAGUUGGACCUGGGCAGAAUCAGGCAGGACCUGCAAGGUGUUAUGGGAUGUAAGGGCAAGUGUGAGCAGCUGGACUCGCUGCAGGAGACGAUAACUGCGCAGGUGUCCUCCCAGGUGCGUAAGGAGUUGCAUGCUCUGUUCUAUGGCAGCGGCUCGUCGGGAGAGGGUCAAGGGGAGGUGCCAGAGUCUCUGGUCCUCUGGCUUUCUCAGCGCUACGUGAGCACGCCCGAUCUGCAGGCAUGGCUCGCCUCUCUGGAACAGAGAAUCAUGAGGAACGUGUCCAUGCAGCUGGAGCUUAACCGAGCUCAGACUCUCGUUGAGACAGAGUCCAAGGCGUCUUUGGCGCACACAGUGACCGACUCUGUGCAUAUUGCUACUGCAGCCGAAGGGCUGACAGAAGAGCAUGUAAAGCUGAUUGUCCAGAAUGCGUUGAAGCUCUACUCUCAGGACAGGACUGGUCUGGUGGACUAUGCCCUGGAGUCUGGAGGUGGCAGUAUCCUCAGUACUCGCUGCUCUGAAACAUAUGAGACCAAGACGGCCCUCAUGAGCCUGUUUGGUCUCCCACUCUGGUACUUCUCCCAGUCUCCGCGUGUUGUCAUCCAGCCUGACAUGUACCCGGGUAACUGCUGGGCAUUCAAAGGCUCGCAGGGUUAUCUGGUGAUCAGGCUUUCACUAAGGAUCAAGCCCACAUCCUUCUGCUUGGAGCACAUCGCCAAAGCCCUGUCACCGACUGGAAACAUCACCAGUGCCCCUCAGAACUUCACAGUCUUUGGUCUAGAUGAUGAGUAUCAAGAAGAGGGCGAUUUGCUUGGUCAAUACACUUACCAGGAAGACGGAGAAUCAAUGCAGAUUUUCCCCGUUCAGGAGCCGACUGCCAAGGCCUUUCAGAUAAUAGAGGUGCGCGUGUUGUCUAAUUGGGGACAUCCAGAUUACACCUGCUUGUAUCGCUUCCGAGUCCACGGAGAGCCAAGGCCUCAGUGAACCAACUACCACUAUAUAUACACGCACACUCUCAAUAUAUUUUUAAAAAACUCAACCUAUCUGUAAAUAGCUCUUCCAACUCCUGAGGUGAAGACGCUCCUGUUGAUGUUUAUAUGCGAGAGAAUAUCCAAAAGAUUGUCGAAAGAAAGUAAGCCAAACUGGAUCACGGAGGUGGGUUUGUGUUGCUGAAAUACUCACGAGGAUGUCUGCAUGAGUGAACAAAAGAAGAUUUGAAGUCCAAAUCGUGUUUUCCUCUUGCACUGAAUCAACACAUGAGGGCACAAGACAAAACAAUUGGAAAGGAAUUAGGACAUACCGCAUCCCGAUCUCAUUUGGGGUGUGUUCUAAGUCAUCCACAAUAAAUGUUUCCUCUUGUAUUUUACUUUGGGUGGCUGGGCAUCAUGCCACUUUUUUUGGGUUGGUCAGAAAAUCUGAAUGUUUUUCUACUUUGGAGGCUUGAUGCAAGUCCCCCUUUAAGCGCACUGCAGCACUACACUGAACAAAAAUAUAAAUGCAAAUCUUCUGUUUUUACUCCUAUUUUUCAAGAGUUGAACUCAUAAAGAUCUACAACUUUUACUAUAUACACAAAAUACCUACUACUCUCAAAUAGUUUUUCAUAAAUCUGUGUUAGUGAGCAUUUCUUUUUUUGCCAAGAUAAUCCAUCCCACCUCACAGUUGUAGCAUAUCAGGAUGCUGAUUAAACUGCAUGAUUAUCGUACAGGUGUGCCUUAGGCUGCCCACAAUAAAAGGCCACGCUGAAAUGUGCAGUUUUAUAACAGCACAAUGCCACAGAUGAUGCAGGUUUUGACUGCAGGAAUGUCCACCAGAGCUGUUGCCCAUUAAUUGAUUGUUCAUUUCUCCACCAUGAGCCGUCUCCAAAGGCGUUUCAGAGAAUUUGGAAGUACAUCCAACCGGCCUCACAAAACGCAGACCACAUGUUACCACGCCAGCCCAGGACCUCCACAUCCAGAUUGUGCAUUUCUCCACCAUAAGUCGUCUCCAAAGUCGUUUCAGAGAAUUUGGAAGUACAUCCAACCGGCCUCACAAACGCAGACCACAUGUUACCACACCAGCCCAGGACCUCCACAUCCAGGAGGUGCACCUCCAUGAUUGAGACCAGCCACCCAGACAGCUGCUGCAAUAAUUAGUUUGCAGAAUCAAAGAAUUUCUGCAGAGACCGACAAACUGUCUCAGGGAUGCUCAUCUGCAUGCUCGUCGUCCUCAUCGGGGUCUCGACCUGACUGCAGUUCGUCGUCGUAACUGACUUGAGUGGGCAAAUGCAGAUAUUCAAUGGCGUCUGGGAUGUUGGAGAGGUUCUAUUCACGGAUGAAUCCCAGUUUUUACUUCUGGGCAGUUGGCAAACUGGCGUCAACGUUGUGCAGGUGCACCUCCAUGAUUGUCUUGAGACCAGCCACCCGGACAGCUGCUGUAACAAUUGGUUUCCAAAACCAAAGAAUUUCUGCAGAAACCGACAAACUGUCUCGGAUGCUCAUCUGCAUGCUCAUCGGGGUCUCGACCUGACUGCAGUUCGUCGUCGUAACCGACUUGAGUGGGCAAAUGCUGAUAUUCAAUGGCGUCUGGGAUGUUGGAGGGGUUCUAUUCACGGAUGAAUCCCAGUUUUUACUUCUGGGCAGUUGGCAAACAGCGUGUGUGGCGUCAACGUUGAUGUCAACGUUGUGAAUUGAGUGGCCCAUGGUCGAGGUGGGGUUAUGGUAUGGGCAGGCAUAUGUUACGAACAACGAACACAAUUGCAUUUUAUUGAAAGCAUUUUGAAUGCACAGAGAUACCGUGACGAGAUCCUGAGGCGCAUUGUUGUGCCAGUCACCCGAGACCAUCAUCUCAUGUUGCGGCAUGACAAUGCACAGCCCCAUGUUGCAAGGGUCUGUGUACAAUUUCUGGCCAGCAUACUCCCAUUGAGCAUGUUUGGGAUGCUGUGAAUCGGCGUAUAUGUGUUCCAGUUCCUGCCAAUAUUCAGCAACUUCGCACAGCAAUUGAAGAGGAGUGGACCAACAUUCCACAGGCCACAAUCCACAACUGUGCAGUGCAAUACAAAAAUGUGUUGCACUGCAUGAGGCAAAUGGUGGUCACACCAGAUACUGACUGCUCUUUGACCCCCCCAGACCUCAAUAAAGCAAAACUGCACAUUUCAGAGUGGCCUUUUGAUUUGGUCAGCCUAAGGCACACCUGUGCAAUAAUUAUGCCGUUUAAUCAGCAUCUUGAUAUGCCACAUUUGUGAGGUGGGAUGGAUUAUCUUGGUAAAGUAGAAGUGCUCACUAACACAUAUUUGUGAACAUUUGAGAGGAAUAGGUCUUUUGGGUAUAUAGUAAAAGUUUUAGAUAUUUGAGUUCAACACGAAAAAUGGGAGAAAAAACAAAAGUUGCGUCUAUAUUUUUGUUCAGUAUAUAAACCACUGACCUAAGGAGCUCUGUACAUUAGCCAGCAUUGAUAUAGCGUGUGUGUGCUUAUGAAAGGAUUUUGAGGAUUGCAACCAGCAUGUGGCUCUUCCUGACCUACUACUUUUUUUUUUAAAUGUACAUUUUCAUGAGUGUUCUCUAUGAAAGACAUGUGCCUAGAUCUCCAAUUGGCAAUCAGUACAGAAAGGUUAACCUCGAGUUGUCUCCUUUCUCGGUUACUGCUUCCCUUUAUCCGAAGCCCAGACCGAAUGUAAUCUGUACAUUUGUAUUGUCUAUAUAGUUAUCUGCUUUUAUCAAUGUUGAUUUAUAUUAAAAAAACAACCCGUUAUUAUUGUUUAACCAUUAUUUCCACUGUUACUCAUGUUUUUUUUUGUUUGUUUUUUGGUCAUUUGUUUUUAGGGGUUGAUAAUGUUUUGUAUGGAUGCACUGCAGAAGAUGCCAUCGAGAGUUUGUUUAAAGAACUUAGAUUUUUAUUUCAAAUAUACAAGAAUACCUAAAAUAUGUACAAUUUGUUUUUUCACAGUCUUAUUUAUUAAGUCAAUUGGUGACUGCAGAAUAUAAGUUGAUGCAAUGUAUAUUUUGUCUAAAAAGCUCUUCAGUGCAUUUUGGAAGCGUCUUGGGGAUUUUUCUUUUUUUUUUAAAGAUAAAUUGCUAUUUUUGUUCUCAUUUAAGACAACUGUUCUGGAAGAUAUUCCAAUAAAACAUUUAAUUUUGAA